Messenger RNA from Phyllopteryx taeniolatus (common seadragon), 243 nucleotides. RefSeq names its product phosphatidylinositol N-acetylglucosaminyltransferase subunit Y-like. The transcript has a single exon. The record is from RefSeq and is a predicted model, not a curated record. The coding region runs from base 3 to 215 and encodes 70 amino acids. NCBI's taxonomy places the organism in Eukaryota, Metazoa, Chordata, Actinopteri, Syngnathiformes, Syngnathidae.
GCAUGUUCUCCUUGUCUGUGAUGGUGGGACUCGUCCCCGUCGUGUCUAUCUUUGGUUUGUUCUACUCUGCCGCAAUGGAUCCUAACUUUCCUCAGGGCUGCACCAGCAGCAACAAUCUGUGUUUCUACAGUCUGCUGCUACCUGUCACUAUCCCCGUCUAUGUCUUCUUCCGCUUGUGGAGCUGGAUGGGAAUAAAGCUGUUUAGGCACAAUUAAUUAGUUGAUUACAAUGUAAAAAGACCAA